Asparagus officinalis (garden asparagus) is the source of this 1448-nucleotide messenger RNA. Its product is annotated as bidirectional sugar transporter SWEET3b-like. The coding region runs from base 537 to 1250 and encodes 237 amino acids. The record is from RefSeq and is a predicted model, not a curated record. The transcript is spliced from 6 exons. Gene Ontology annotation, molecular function: sugar transmembrane transporter activity. Lineage: Eukaryota; Viridiplantae; Streptophyta; Magnoliopsida; Asparagales; Asparagaceae. Gene Ontology annotation, cellular component: membrane. Gene Ontology annotation, biological process: carbohydrate transport.
AUUAAUAAUUUUCGUUGAAGGGAAUAGAACUCGCUUGUAAUCACAAGAAUAAAAUAAGUUCUGUAAUUGGAACCAUUCAUGUCAAUCUUAGCCUAAUUCUUUUUUUUUCUCUUUCACGAUUCUCUUGUGCUAUACAUAUGUUUUGCAAGUUGAGAUGAUUCAUAUUAGUGGAUUGUUUUAUGUAACAUGUGCCACUCAUAAAAAGAAAAAUGCUCAAAUGUUCUUUUGUGAUGACUAUGUGAAAUGAGUAACUAAAUUUGAACCAAAAGAUACUUUUUUCAAGCAACCGAUGGAAGCUCAGUGUUUCAGGUAAUAAACGAUAGUGGUGCGUAGAAUAUGCUAAAGUUAGAAGAGAAUUCCUUGAUCAUAAAAUCCUGGGCUAAUGCUCACAUAUAUAUUACAGCGAAGGCCAAGAGAUUUAUUAAGAAUAGGUGGGAUAAAGAUUGCUUUCAAAGUCCACUAUAAAUAGGACUCUACACAAUAACAGUCUCAGUUAGCAUUGAGAGCUUAGUCUUAUCCCUAAACUUGAACAAUUAAUGGGGCAGAGCUUGCGGUUUCCAGUUGGAAUAUUAGGGAAUGCAGCUUCCUUGUUCCUUUACACAGCUCCUAUAUUUACUUUCAGAAGAGUUAUAAGAAAGGGAAGUACUGAGGAGUUUUCGUGUAUUCCUUAUAUCAUAGCUCUGCUGAAUUGCCUCCUAUAUACAUGGUUCAGUAUGCCAGUGGUAAGCAAAGGUUCGGAGAACUUUACAGUGGCCACCAUUAAUGGCUUGGGAAUCCUGCUUGAGAGCUCGUUCAUUAUAAUCUAUAUAUGGUUUGCAUCACCAAAACGUAAGAAAUUAGUUAUUCUGAUGGUGGUGCCGGUAAUUGUUCUGUUCGGUAUGACUGUAUUUGUUUCGAGCUUUCUGUUGCAUGAUCACCCUCAUCGAAAAUUGUUUGUUGGAAGCAUCGGACUUGUAGCUUCUAUAGCCAUGUAUGGUUCUCCAUUAGUAGCCAUGAGGCUAGUGAUCAAGACAAAAAGUGUGGAGUUCAUGCCCUUCUCCUUGUCAUUCUUUUCCUUCCUCUCGAGUUCUCUCUGGAUGCUUUACGGACUGUUAGGCCAUGAGUUCUUCAUUGCGGCACCCAAUUUUGUGGGUACUCCUCUGGGAAUCCUUCAGCUGGUUUUAUAUUGCAUAUAUAACAACAAGAAGGAAACUUAUGAUGAAUCGAAGAACACUGAGCUGGAGAAAAAUGAAGAAAAACUAACUGUCUGAAUUGAUGGAUACUGGAAUAAAAGAAUUUAUUUGGAGCUUUCUUGAAGGGUUGAAAAGAAAUCAAUCCCUUCUUUUUAGCUUUCAUCCUAGCAGUAAUCAAUAUAUGCACUUGUGACUGACGUUCGCAUAAUCUUGUCACUUGGUUAAGUAUGUGAGAAGAAAUAUAAUGCUACCACAAGGGCUUUUUUAGAGUAUAAA